This is a messenger RNA of Ilex paraguariensis (yerba mate), 1167 nucleotides long. The record is from the annotation of a GenBank genome assembly. Lineage: Eukaryota; Viridiplantae; Streptophyta; Magnoliopsida; Aquifoliales; Aquifoliaceae.
AUGAAAGACCCCGUCACGGCGGUUACCGGAAUCACCUACGACCGGGAAAGCAUAGAGCAUUGGCUGUCGACGGCGGAGGACGUGACAUGCCCCUACACAAAGCAGCCAUUGCCUAGAGACUCGGAAUUGACACCAAACCACAUGCUUCGAAGGCUAAUCCAAGCAUGGUGCAUUGAAAAUGCUAAGAACGGAAUCGAUCCAAUCCCCACUCCAAAAUCUCCUCUCAACAAGUCUGUUGUUCUUAAACUCCUUCGUGAGCUUAAUGCUCCUCAAGUUCACGUAAGCACUUUGAAGAAAAUCGAUGCAAUCGUGAACGAGAACGAAAAGAACAGGAAGUUCAUGGAGGAAACAAGUGGUGCAACCAAAGCAAUGGUUUUGUUCUUCAUAAAAUGUUUUAAGGAAGGAAGAACUGAGGGUCUCGAGGAAGCUCUGAGGAUUCUCCAUCUUAUCUGGAGUCCAACGAACGAUAAUAAACAGAUCGUGAAAGAAAACUUCGAUCUUGUUCAAUCCAUUAUAUGGAUUUUACAGACUGACAUGGAUAAUCAUGUUACAGUGAAAAUCCAUGCAGUGGCCGUCUUGAAAAUGGUUGUUGAAUAUGCAAGUUCGUGCCUGUUAGAGCGAUUAAAGCCCGAUUUCUUCAAAGAAACUGUAAAGAUUUUGCAAGAAAACAUCUCUCAACAGGCAGUUAAAUCCGUCUUGCAAGUACUAAACGAGGUAUGCCCAUGGGGAAGAAACAGAAUCAAAAUUGUAGAAGCGGGCGCAGUAUUUGAGCUCGUGGAGAUGGAAUUACAAAAACCCGACAAGAAUAUCACCGAGUUGAUCUUCUGCCUGUUGGCUCACUUAUGUUCUUGUGCUGAUGGGAGAGCACAACUUCUUAAUCAUGCUGGUGGUAUUGCAAUGUUGGCCAAGAGGACUCUAAGGGUGUCUCCAGCCACGGAUGAUAGGGCAAUCCACAUACUCGCAUUGAUCGCGAAAUUCUCAGCGACACAAGAGGUUCUUUCGGAGAUGUUGAGGGUGGGAGGAGUGGCAAAGCUUUGCAUGGUGAUUCAAGCAGACUGUGCUGCUUAUUUGAAGAAGAAAGCAAGAGAGGUACUCAGGUUGCACUCUAAGGUGUGGAGCAACUCUCCUUGUAUAGAUGUCUAUCUCUUAACAAGGUACCCUAGAUAG